Scedosporium apiospermum is the source of this 594-nucleotide messenger RNA. RefSeq lists its product as uncharacterized. Gene Ontology annotation, molecular function: transmembrane transporter activity. Bases 1 to 594 code for a protein of 197 amino acids. Lineage: Eukaryota; Fungi; Ascomycota; Sordariomycetes; Microascales; Microascaceae. Gene Ontology annotation, biological process: transmembrane transport. The record is from RefSeq and is a predicted model, not a curated record. The transcript is spliced from 4 exons.
AUGUUCUCCACGUUGAGCAGCUACAUAUACUACCCAGCUCUACCCUUGGUAUCGAAAGAUCUAGGAGUCUCAAUCUCCCUCGUCAACUUGACAGUGACAUCGUAUCUCGUCGUCGCUGGUAUAGCUCCGUCGUUCAUGGGGGAUCUCGCUGAUAGUAGUGGGAGGAGACCUGCUUACAUGCUCAUGUUCGCGCUCAUGCUCAGCGCCAAUAUCGGUAUUGCUGUGCAGAAGACGUAUGCGGGCCUCCUUGCCCUUCGCAUGGUUCAAAGCGCCGGCUCAUCGGAUCUUGCGCUCAGCCUCGGGCCAGUCAUUGGCGGCGGAAUAGCAGAAUCCCUUGGCUGGCGCUGGAUCUUCUGGUUCCUCGUCAUUUGGCAAGGGUCCCAUUUUGUGACUAUGCUUCUUUUCGUACCGGAGACCCAGAGAAAGAUCGUAGGGAACGGCAGACGGUUCGUUGAUUAUACGUACAAGCAAACUAUGCUGGAACUGGAGAGGGAAGAUGUGGUGUCUAGCAAGGAGUCCCUAGAGUUUCCCGAGUUCCCCCUUGAGAGAGCUCGACUCCGGGCAGACUUCUUUUACAGGUUGCUGAGAAGCUAA